AUGGAGAUGACUGGCUUCACCACAUACAAUAAUAAUCAUUCAAUCCUCGUGAAGGCUUUUUACAAGGCUUGUGUGGAUGAAUUUGAGAACACUAAACAAAAAGGCUGGCCACUCCUGGAGGUGAUACAUGGCCUUGCUGGUUGGUACGUACUUGGAGACCAGCCGGGAACAGCAGAAACCUGGGACAGAAAUAUGGCCCUGAAGUCUAUCCAGUUGGACUACUGGGUAACAACCUGGUUCAGAAUUUACAUGAACAGGGAUUUUGAUGAUCCUAAACAGAUAAUUGUGCAGAUUGACCAAGAUGGCCUGACCCUGCCCAGUCAAUGUUACCUUGCACCAGACAACUGUGGCGAGGCACUGGACUCCUACAGGAAUUAUCUGAAGACCACCUCAGUUCUGCUGGCCAGAGAUGCUGAUGUCAAUGACACACAAGUCAUCAGCAGGGUUAACACUUUUGUGGAAGAUAUCAUUGACUUUGAGACUAUGAUUGCAAAUAUCACACAGAGUGCACAACGCCCCCCCUCUCCUGCACAGAGAGAUAACAAGAUCAGUUUGUCGGAGCUGAGCAGUCAGACCCAGAUCAAUUGGGUGGACUUCUUCCAUUACCUGUUCCCUUCCACUACUGUGUCUGGUGACUUCCAGGUUGUCUUGUAUGAGAAAGACUAUGUACAGAAAGUUGCACAGUACAUCACCAGCUUUGGCCCAAAGUUAAGGAAGUAUCAUAAUUACCUGAUGUGGAGGCUGAUUCAGACAUAUGUGCUGGAGCUGAGUUGGGACUUUGUCCAUGCUUAUCGAAUCUUCUACGAAGCUUUGACGGGAAGAUCAGAGUUUCCAGAGAAGUGGAAGCUCUGCUUUGAGAUGUCCCACCAAAGACUACGCUGGGCUCUCAGUUCUCUGUAUGUAAGAGAUCACUUUGCUGAUGACAGUAAAGAUAAAGCAGAGGAGGUAGCUGUCAGAGUAAAGAAAGUCACAUCAGAGGGCAUCUCCCAACUUGCCUGGAUGGAUACAGACACUCAAGAUAGGGCAAGAAACAAGAUCCAGUCACUUGUAGACCAGAUCGGAUAUCCUGACUGGCUCGUGAAUGAGGAAAAAAUGAGUCUUUAUUACUCUGGGCUGGAGGUUAAUGCCACUGACCACUUUGGUAAUGCAGUACAUACAGCAGCGUUUGAGAAGAACCUGUGGGACAGGCGACUUGCCAACCAGGUGUUGAGAACAGAGUGGGACAUCGAUGUGUAUGGGAUCACAGCGCACUACCUCUACAACUGGAAUGAACUACUUUUCCCGGCUGGCUUGCUACAGUUCCCUGUGUUCGAAUCUUCAAUGCCAAGGUGGAUGGUGUAUGGAGCUAUGGGCAGUAUCUUGGGAAGGGAGAUCAUCAACUCUGUGGAUGAGUUUGGUGGCAGAUUUGAUGGCCGGGGACAGCUGAAAGAUUGGUGGAGUAACAAAACUAAACAGGACUACAGCCAACGAAGGGCAUGUGUUAGUGGCUACUGGUCAACCUUUUCAAUCAAUGUUUUUGAUAGAGAGAUUCCCAUUAUAGGAAGCAGGGUUGCGCAAAACCUGAUUGCUGAGAUGGGUGGUGUGAGGCAGGCAUUUUAUGCCUACAAAAACUGGGUACAAGAGGCUGGAGAAGAACAACUGGUCUCCAGCUUGGACAUCACAGCUGACCAAGCCUUCUUCAUAGCAUAUGCACAGACAAACUGUGCAGUGAACACACCUGCUGCCGACUAUAGUUGGGUAUCCAGGUUCAAUGUGCCACAAAACCUCAGGGUGCAGGGAACUCUUGCCCACCUGAAGGAGUUCCAAGACACGUUUCAGUGCCAGCCUGGAGACCAGAUGUUCAGAGAGGACAGAUGUGAUGUCUUCUAGUCAGACAUGGAGAAUGGCACAGAUGUGGCGCAGUGAGGGUUGUGGGCAGCAUCAUUGGCUGUACCAGUUGUGGUAUAGAGCAAGAAAGCAAUCAUAGCAUGUUAUUGUUACACAGUAGUAGAAAUUUUGGCUUGCAACUUUACUCUUAGCUAAAUAUCGUUUUCCAAUAGUCAUAUUUUCUAAGGUUACAAUCAUAUAAGUAUAAUGCCCCGGUGAAUGUAUUAAUAAUUAAUUAAACAUAACUAUAUGGUAGUGUGACUUUCUUGUGCUCUGAUUUGCAGAUAUAUAUAUUUCUAUUAGCAUAAGGCCACAGCAAGUUAACUUUAUGGAUUAUAUCCUCAGCAGACUUCAAAUCUAAUGCGAUAGAGAAAAAACAAGACGGGCACAAAAAAAGAUUCCUACAUUUUCAGAUUUUGAGGUCAUGAACUUCGUUAAACAAGAAGUUUUCUUAAUCCCUGAUGGUCUCUGAGUGUAUAAACUGCCUACCAGAACACAGGGCUCAAUCACUGACGGAGUGACCCAUAAACCUAACUGUCCCGAAGCCAUACUCUCCCUACAUGUAUAUAUUGUGCCAUCCUAUUACGCCAUCUGUUUGUCUCUGAAACAGCUUUGAAAAAAGAGACUAUCAAAUGAAAGUUUUCAGUAAUGGUACAAAUGGUAUCGACUCGCAAAUCAGCUUCUGACUUGCAUCUAAUUAUGUCAAGCAUCACUUCAGCUAUCUACGAACGAGAAAUCACGACAAUCAGUCAACUGGUUCUUGAGUUAUCCUCCUUCAAAGAUUUUUUCAACAAACGAAACACUGUCCUGAAGCGACUUGUUCUGAAACGUUCCUGCAGUUUCAGAACAAGUCGCUAGGGGGGGGGGUCCAAAUUUCGUGACCCUAGCAUGUCCAGAUCAU
Messenger RNA from Branchiostoma belcheri (Belcher's lancelet), 2767 nucleotides. RefSeq names its product endothelin-converting enzyme 1-like. Gene Ontology annotation, cellular component: plasma membrane. The record is from RefSeq and is a predicted model, not a curated record. The transcript is spliced from 20 exons. Gene Ontology annotation, molecular function: metalloendopeptidase activity. Bases 1 to 1869 code for a protein of 622 amino acids. Gene Ontology annotation, biological process: protein processing. NCBI's taxonomy places the organism in Eukaryota, Metazoa, Chordata, Leptocardii, Amphioxiformes, Branchiostomatidae.